Rangifer tarandus platyrhynchus (Svalbard reindeer) is the source of this 816-nucleotide messenger RNA. Lineage: Eukaryota; Metazoa; Chordata; Mammalia; Artiodactyla; Cervidae. The record is from the annotation of a GenBank genome assembly.
AUGAUCGCCCUGGAGAGAGCUGCUUGUCAAGGUGAUAUACGGGUCCUGCAGCUGCGGCUGUACCGCCAAGGGGGUGUAAACGCUACACAGACCCUCAUCAGACAUCUGCAAGAGCUGGAGAGAAGCAGAAGCAGAGGGACGGGAGUGUCAGUAGAUGCCCUGACCUCUGCUCUGCAGCUGUGGGCUGGAGAGAACCCAGGCCCACGGAGAGCCCGACGGUCACCCUCCGUCAAAGACUGUGAGCAGGAGCAGGAGCAGAGUGUGCACAACAUAGCCCAGAUGUUGCCGGGAGUGGGAACCUUCUACAACCUGGGCACAGCAGUGUAUUAUGCUGUUCGGAACUGCUCGGACAUGGCCAAGGAACGAGGCCGAGAUGGGGUCAUAGAUCUCGGAUAUGACCUUCUGAUGGCCAUGGCUGGAACGUCAGGGGGACCCACAGGGCUAAAGAUCGGCACUGCACUUAAACCUGCGCUGAAGGCUGGGGUUCCGCGGCUGACCCAGUAUUACUACGAGAGAGAGGCAAACACCCCUCCACCAGAGACCAGCGAGGAGGUCUUGGGGAGCACCUCGGAUAUGAGUGGCGUGGAAGAAACAACUGUCACGGCCCCUCCGUGUCAGAAGCAGGAAGUUCAAAUCCGUGCUGGGCAUUCUGCCUCUUUCUCAAGCCUGCGGAAAGGGGGCGGGUCCGAGACGCCGGCAGAAGCCGAGGGCGUCUCUGGAGGCCCUGGUGCCGGAACGCUUUCUGGCGACCGGAAGCCUGGGCCGGAGCUGCUGCAGGGACCUGGGCCUGAGACCCUGACCAGGUACUGGCCUUGA